ACAAUAAAGAGUGUCUUAUGAAGAUAGUCUCAGCCACGCACAACCCAUCUCCGUAAAGGCUGCCAGCCCAAGUCUCCGCCUCUGACGGUUUGACCUCUCCACUCAGGCACUCCCCGCGUCGUACCAUCUUACACACCCCACCACCACUCCGCUCCACUCCCUCUCCCACUCACCGCAGCCAUGGCCCUCACUGCCCGCGCCACCACCUCCACCGCCGCCGUGGCGUGCCUCCUCCUCGCGCUCGCUGCCUCCGCCGCCGGGGCGGGCUCCCCUGCCCCGGCGCCGGCGGUGGACUGCCUCGCGGCGGCCGCGGGCCUGAGCGACUGCCUCGACUACGUCACGCCGGGCAGCACGUCGCGCAGGCCGAACAAGGCGUGCUGCGGGGAGGUGAAGGCCGCCGUGGCCAACCCCACCGUCGUGGACUGCGUCUGCUCCGCCUUCAGCUCCAAGAACCUCCCCAUACCGAUCGACAUGGCCCGCGUGCUCGCGCUCCCGGGCGCAUGCGGCGCGUCCAACGCCGCCUUCAGCAAGUGCCACAUUGCCGCGGGACCUCCUACCGAAGCGCCUUCACCGUCUGCGGGGGCCCCAACAAGCGGCGGCGCCACUGCAGCCCCACCAGUACCUGCCGCUGCGGCGAGUUCUCCGAUCACCGCGACCGCUCUUAUAGCCACCGUGGCGGCUCCGCUGCUUGCCUACCGUUACCUCUUCUGAGGAUUUCUAGCUCGCAUGCUAUGCUGCUGUCCUGGCUGAGUGACCUUCGUGAUAAUUAGUUUGUUGCGCUGUGCCGUAAUUCAGUUAUCCUGUUCUUCAGAGUGGGCUUUGAUAUACUGUUUCCUGAGCUGUUUUUAACCUCACUUCGCUUGCUUUUUUGUUGCCUGAAUUCUGAUGUUAAGCAGCAGUUCCAAUUAUAUUAUCACCGUGUGUUCUAAUUUUCA
Phragmites australis (common reed) is the source of this 935-nucleotide messenger RNA. Its product is annotated as non-specific lipid transfer protein-like 1. Lineage: Eukaryota; Viridiplantae; Streptophyta; Magnoliopsida; Poales; Poaceae. The record is from RefSeq and is a predicted model, not a curated record. Bases 181 to 711 code for a protein of 176 amino acids. The transcript has 3 exons.